AUGAAAUUUGGAUCCCAAAUACAGAAUCGGUCUGUGCCGGAAUGGAGACUGAACAAUAUCGACUACAAGAUGCUGAAGGAUGCAGUGAAAAAGGUCACGACCUUUAAGCCUGAUAAAGUGGUCGGCUCGAGCGUGGAGACGGACAAAGAGCUGCGGGGACUCCAAACAGCUUUUCGAGAACAGUUCCGCAGUGUCAAUGCUUUCGUGAGUCUCAAGAUCAAGGAGGCGUCUACCAGGCUGGUCUCAGUGGAGUCGUCGAUCUUCAAGCUGCAGCGUCGUCCGGCUGGUCCGGCAAAAAGAAACCGGCGCAAGCUUGAACUCAUUCGUUUGCACCUCGACCACUGCAAUGUGGAGCUGCUACGGAUAUGCCGCUUUCUCAUUCUGCAAAAGAUCGCUCUACGCAAGCUGCUCAAGAAAUUCAUCAAGUACUACCCCUACGGACAGCCCAUGGCAGAAGAAUUCGUGAGAACCUUAAAAGGUUGUUCCGAACUCACUGAAGGUGAGGACGGUAUCUCAUUCACAAAAGUGGACUUGGACAGCUAUUUACUCGAAAUAUCACUGAUACUGGACGUCCUCCAAGAUCUGGAACAGUCUUACAAAAAGUCUGAAAACAAUAACCAUGAACCAGAAGCUCUCAGUGAACGGAGCCCCAGUCCAAGUUCUAUCGCACCGAAAGUGAGCGCACAGGCUAGUUUCGAUGCUGCUUUCCUGGGGAAAGCUUCCAGAUUACAAUCGUUUUUAGUGGCCGAAGAAAGCGUUUCACAGAUGAAAUUUUUGCUUUUGCAACUGGGAUUCCACGUUGUAGACGACGAUAUGGUCACUGCUUCACAACAAAGCAUUGAAAACACAAGUACCUCGAACCUGACAAAUCUUGCCUACACGGGGAAGUCGCCACGCUCAUUCCAAGACCUACACUCAGCUUUGGAACAAGAACACGUACCCAAUCCACUUCAUGCCUUAUCUGAAAUAAGGAGCUCCCAACGCGUUUCUGUCACUUUAUUCGAUUCGAACCCAGUACCAAAAUUUUUAGACAACGAAGCCGAAAACCAAUAUCCAAAUCUGGCCAUCAAGAGUCUAGACGCCGAUAACUGUGUUGUGAUGUGUCAUGUUGGGGGACUCAGAAACCACGUUACAGCAGACAACCUACCCUACCACCUAUUUCAGAGCGCAAUUUCAAACGAAGAAGCUACUGACACUAAAAACUAUUCAGGCUCGCUCACUCCUAUGAACAAACUGUGUUUGGAGUGGUUGAAAUCGCACUCUAUGGAGAUUUGUGAUCCCGAAAUCAAGACAAAAAGAACUAGGUUUUCAAAAACGGCCAAGGAAGGGAAUGGCUUUGAGUAUUUUGCGUGCGUAGACGAGGAGAUUGUCCUAAAUGGGUCCACAAAAGUACCGCAUGCUUUACUUGAGAUUAGACGGCAAUCGUCUCAAUUUGAAGGUAUCAGUAAAAGCACAAAGGAUGACGAGUUUAUUGUCGCCUUGAUCGAAAAGUUACUUGAAUUCAAAUUGAUGUGUUGUCCAUUGGCAAAAGAGUUGACGUUAUGGAAACUUCUCUAUCUUAUUCGGGAUGCCACACCUGUGGAACCAAUGCUGGUGUCAACAAUAUAUCCGACUCUAGCUCUGAACACAAGUGAUUCAAUGUUUGCUACGGGUGCCGCUGAACUCUCGAAGAUUGUGUCAGAUAAAAACCACAAACGAAGUCGCCUCAAUACGAAAAGGUCGCUUUCAUCGAAGAAGAGCUGUUCUUCAUCGCCAAAAUUAGAACCGCAAAGGGUGAGAUACUGGAAUGAAUUUGAUGACGGAGAUGAAGCAGGACAGGGAAAUGAUUCGUUCUACCUCGAUGAAGAAACGCAAGCUGGGAUUACCUAUGGUAAACCUUUCAUUGCCUUUAAUAAAAAUUUCGUCAAUGCUAUGUAUGAUCUUUCCGAAAGCCUGAAGAGUACUUUUUCAUUCUCGAAAGUUCCCGCAGAGAGGAGACCCUUGCUUGAAGCCAGUCGUCGGGGGGCCUCGCUCGAAACUAUCCCUUCGUUCAGCACGUUGAACACGUCUCAAAGCGACAGUAGAGACUUUGAGCGUUACAUGGGCUAUAUCGAGCAAGAAGAAGAUUCCGAGUAUGCUUAUGAAUAUAAACACGACUGUGUCGUUACAUUUUUCUAUCUGACUUCUUUGCUGAUAUCUUCCAUCACAUCGGGCAUCUCGUUGGGAAUUGUCGUUUCCAUUUUCCAAGAGCUCAGCGAUGACCGUGUCUUGGGUCCCAGCACUGGUGUGGCUACGAUAAUCAUUACUACAUUGCUAGUAUCGUUGCUUUUGAGCUUUACCAGUCUUCUUUUACUUUUCAGUCGCUACAAGCUGGCCCCCUGGUGGCACUACAUGAGUUGUUUUCUGAUCUUCUUGAUUGUUGCAUUUACCGUCUGCUAUGGUAUAGUAGAGAUUUUUCUCUGA
Molecule: messenger RNA, 2442 nt
Organism: Lachancea nothofagi CBS 11611
Lineage: Eukaryota; Fungi; Ascomycota; Saccharomycetes; Saccharomycetales; Saccharomycetaceae
Source: the annotation of a GenBank genome assembly